GGCGCGAUUGCUCCUUCCGUUGAACAAAAGAAGAAGAAGUUGUUGUCAGUGUUUGGUUUCAGUUUCAAUAAUACUGUCCGUCACAAUGAUUCAGACACAUCAACGUUUGUGGAUCAUUUUACCAUGUUUUAUUGCUGUAUUGGCCGUGACCAUUACAUGUGCUCCUGCAGGCGCAUUUUUGUUCCUGUGUCUUUGCUGUAUGGCUCUUCUGUGGAAGAUAAAGAUCAAGAAUCGCUCCAUAUCGAGUCUUUUGACUCAGUAUGUGGCUAUGAAAGUAGUGUGCUGGCUGGGGAAUCGCCAGAGAAACAGACUGGAGAAUGACACUCAGGACGUUCAUCGCGUUCAGGAGGAAACUCUGCUCAAGCGCCUGCGCAAACACUCCGACACAGUCUAUGGCAAACUGUACGAGUUCGGAUCAAUUAAAGACACAGAAACAUUCCGACAGCGCCAUCCGGUCACGGAUUAUGACCAUUAUGAAAAGUUUGUGGAGCGCGUGGCUAAAGGAGAGCAGAAGGUUUUAAUAUCGGAGAAGCCUCUUGUUCUGGCAAUGACAUCAGGAACGUCUGGAUCCAGCCGUAUGCUUCUGAGCACCAGAGACACCAACACGGAAUUCUUUCUACAGGGGGUGACUGUUUGUCUAGAUGCUAUGAGACAAGCCUUUCCAGCCACCGACUGUCUCCAGAAGACCCUGAAGCUCUUUUACUCGCCCCUUUUUCGUCAGAGUGAGGCAGGUAUUCCUAUUGGCCCCAACUCCUCAACCCCUGCCUCCUCUAGACACAUGCUGCAUCUGUACACCACACCAGCACCUGUCUAUCAGGUGCUGAAUGAGAGAGACGCCUUGUAUCUGCAUCUGCUGUUUGGGCUGAAGGACCGCAAUCUCGGCAUGCUGGAAUCCAACUUCUGCUCUACCAUCUUUUAUGCCUUCAGAGCCCUGCAGGAACAUUGGAAAGAUCUUGUUGUGGAUGUGGAAGUGGGCAGGAUUAACUCCGGCCUGAAUCUAAAGGCUGACGUGCGCUGUGCUCUGGAGAAGCUGAUGAAGCCGGAUCCAGAGAGAGCCUCUGAGCUCACAGCCCAAUUUGAGGAAGGCUUUGAGGGGAUCGCACUCAGACUUUGGCCACAGUUACACCUGGUCCUGGCAGUGGACUCAGGCUCCAACCAGAUUUAUGGGGAGAUGUUACGACAGCACUACUGUAAAAAUGUCCCAUUCUACUCCCCUUUCUACGCUGCCACUGAAGGUUUGAUAGGUGUGAACCUGUGGCCUCUGCAGGAGAGCAGACAGUAUCUCCUGUGUCCUCGCUCCAUGUUCCUUGAGUUUAUACCAGAGGAGGAUCUGUAUUUAGAGCAGCCCAAAACUCUCCUGAUAGAGCAGCUUCAGGAAGGACACAACUAUGAGCUGCUGGUCACCAACGCCUCAGGAUUAUUCAGGUAUCGCAUUGGAGAUGUUGUGAAAGUAGUCGGGUUUCAUAACCAGUGUCCAAAAGUGGAGUUUCAGUAUAGGCGGGGUCAGAUGUUGAGCGUGCGUGGUGAGAAAGUGUCUGAAUGGCUGUUUUUGAGGGCUCUUAAGAGGACAGUGACGCAGUGGCCGGGAGCCAGACUCAUAGACUACAGCUGUGUUGAGAGUGGCAUUCUAGGCAGUUCAUCUGGAAUAGCUCAGCCGCAUUAUCUUGUGUUUGUUGAGCUAAAGGGUGUGAGGAACCUCUCAGAGGAACAAAGAUACAAGUUAGACCACUGCCUACAGGAGGACUCUGACAUCUACAGAUCCUUCAGGAUGAAGGGCAGCAUCGGACCAAUGAGAGUUCAUCUCGUUCGCGACGGAACUUUCCAAGAACUGAAAGAUCGCAUGAUGGCCUUCUCUAGUGUUUCGUCCAACACCUUCAAAAUGCAGCGUGUGAUACGUAGGAGAGAGUUUGCAGACUUUCUACUGCAGAGGGCUUUCUCAUGAGCAUUUCAUUUAUAGAUGAACGCUUUGAUGGAAAGCUGAGGUGUCAUUUUUGGCUGGUCUGAAUACCCAAAACCGAGAAAAUGAGACCGGGGACAUUAGGUUAUACUUUUCAGAGAAUUGCCCUACCAAUGGGUUAUUUACAGUUGUCUCUGCAUAUACAACUAGGAUAGGAGAAACAACUGUAAAUAAUCCAUUGGUAGGGCGAUUCCCUGAAAAGUGUAACAAUGUGCCCCUGUUGCAUUUUCAAAGCAUUUUUCAGUUUUCGGUAUUCAGACCAGCCAAACACGGGAACAGGCUCAACCAGUGGCACAACUCGUCCAACCGAUGGAGGUCUCAAUGAUCAUUUGGGAAGCUUGUUUGCAGAUCUGCUUGGGGCUGCGAGAGUGAUUGUUCUUGGUCCCAAUACUGCACAUUUUGAAUGUGUCCUUUAUUUAGCACAUCAGAUUUCUAUCAUUAGGAGGUUUUCCAGAAGGAGAUUCAUCAUUGAUCAACUGUUGGGCAAAAUGGCAUUUUUAUAUUAUAUUAUAUUAUAUUAUAUUAUAUUAUAUUAUAUUAUAUUAUAUUAUAUUAAAAUAAUAGAAGUUUUAAUAAUUGGUUAUUGUUAUUAUAUAUAUAAGAACAUAAAAUAUGCCUACAAGAAGACAUUUUGAUUCAUUCCAUGCCAGUCUUUCAAAAUCCAUUCACUAAUUGUUAUUUUAUUUUUUUUAUUUUUUUGUAUGUAUUUAUUGUUAUAUAUUAUUUUAAUUUUCAUCCUUAAUUACAUUUAUCUUUUUUCCCAAUUAAUGUUUGGUUAUACUUUAUUUUAGUGUCCUUGUAACAAUGUAAUUAUGCAUUUAAAGCUGCUGUCCGUAAGUUUUUUUUUGUGUUCAAAAUUUAUAAAAAAUAUAUAAUGAGAAUGUAAAACAUGAAUCCAUUUUCCAAACGUGUUUUUAGUUUACCCUGAAUCAUUACGGUACACUUUUAAUAAGUGUUUGUAUUCAGACUACUUUAGUCAGGUCUGGUAGGAACAGCUGCAGAGUAUCACAGUAACUGCGUGAACUGUUAUAGACAUAAACGGAGAGGAGUAGCUCCGGCUACAAUGUUCUUCUGCAAGACGCAUGCAGUUCUAUUUAUUAACCGCUAGAGUGCCAAAAGUGACGGACUUCAGCUUUAAAGGAUUAGUUCACUUUCAAAUAAAAUUUCCUGAUAAUUUACUCGCCGCCAUGUCAUCCAAGAUGUU
Megalobrama amblycephala (Wuchang bream) is the source of this 3161-nucleotide messenger RNA. RefSeq names its product GH3 domain containing (gene ghdc). Gene Ontology annotation, cellular component: cytoplasm. The record is from RefSeq and is a predicted model, not a curated record. NCBI's taxonomy places the organism in Eukaryota, Metazoa, Chordata, Actinopteri, Cypriniformes, Xenocyprididae. Gene Ontology annotation, molecular function: acid-amino acid ligase activity.